UGUUAGAUAUCCUCGCCAAGAGUGUCAAACGAAAUUUUCUGUUCUUUCUAAAUAUUUGAAGCAAUAUUUGUAAAAAUAACAACUUUUUAAACACACGCCUAUUUUUAUAGACAUUUAAGAGUAGAUAAUAACUUAUUUAAUAAAAACAUAAAAUGAGCCGCAAUUCUAAUAGUUCUAAUGAAUUUGGAAAUUUUCAAACUGGGAAAAAUAACAGUAACAUUGACAAUGACUCCACUACCAAUGUCGCAACUUACGACAAAUCUCAAUCAUUAGUGGAUAUUGCCAACAAUACAUUCAAAGAAUUAUGCCGCACUCUAGAGAAAGAGCAGUCUAAACUCAUGGAAUUAGAGGAGCGUCGUAAAAAACUACAGGAAGAAAUGUUACGUUUAAAACAAGAAAUUGAAGAGGAGAAACACAGUUACCGACUAAAUCUUGUGGAAUCGUUGACAGAAAAUGCGGAAGCAAUGAGCACCAGAAGUAAGGAAGACUUCGAAAAUGAUAAUAUGGAAAAGGACGAAGAUUCGGGUUCCGAAUUCAAAAGUAAACUAUAUACAUGCUAUGAAGAUGAUGAGGUUGCUAUCGGCGAAGGUGCGACACAUGUUAGCUACUUAGUUGAAGAAGAAGAAAGCAAACAUCCGAAUGACAUUGCCCUUAGCAUUCAGAAAAAAUUGCAGGGCGUAGUUGCUGAAUGCGUUAUUGAACAGUGCAAUUAUGUUGAUCCUGAUAAAGAGGUGGGAACUUUGAAUAAAACAUCGCCUUAAACAAG
Messenger RNA from Ceratitis capitata (Mediterranean fruit fly), 766 nucleotides. RefSeq lists its product as uncharacterized. The transcript has 3 exons. The record is from RefSeq and is a predicted model, not a curated record. The coding region runs from base 153 to 761 and encodes 202 amino acids. NCBI's taxonomy places the organism in Eukaryota, Metazoa, Arthropoda, Insecta, Diptera, Tephritidae.